This is a messenger RNA of Oncorhynchus kisutch (coho salmon), 2830 nucleotides long. RefSeq names its product tRNA (guanine(10)-N2)-methyltransferase homolog. The coding region runs from base 483 to 1499 and encodes 338 amino acids. Gene Ontology annotation, biological process: methylation. Gene Ontology annotation, molecular function: nucleic acid binding; tRNA (guanine(10)-N2)-methyltransferase activity. Gene Ontology annotation, cellular component: cytoplasm. The record is from RefSeq and is a predicted model, not a curated record. The transcript has 13 exons. NCBI's taxonomy places the organism in Eukaryota, Metazoa, Chordata, Actinopteri, Salmoniformes, Salmonidae.
GGGUGUAUUUUGCGUAAGAACUCGAACAUGGCGAUCCACUGUAGCAGAAUAUGCCUGCAAUAUUUGAUACAUCUGGCCCAGGACAAUGUUGACUUCAGGCUACCGGAGAUUAGGUCGCUGCUGUCCCUCAGGGGCAAACCGUUUGAUCCAGGUGAAAACUUCAAAGAAAAGUCUCCAUUCUGGCUCCUGAAUGGCUUGUCAGAGGAAGAUGUCAACAGCAUCAUGGCCAGAACUGUUUGUGCAAAGUCUGCAUUUGAGCUGUGGGGUCAUGGCAGAACGCACAGUGAACUCAGGAACACGCUCUUGAAAUAUCCAACAGAGAACAUGUCACCCUUCCUACAGAAAGACUCAACAUACAAAAUCAAUGUCUACACUUUCAACAAGACUCUAGAGUUUGAAGAUAGAAUUAAGAAGAUAGAUGCAGGCACUGAUAAGCAGUAUGCACCUGGACAAGUUACCCUGUGGUCUUCCUCCCCAAGGCAAUGGAAUAUCUCUCCUUCGAGGGAAGGGUCAAUCUACGGAACCCUAAACACAUCUUCUGUCUGUUGGAGGACUAUGGAACUGACCCUAACGACAUCCCAGACGAGCCUCUCUACAUCUACUUUGGGAGAUGGAUUGCAGAUGGCCAGCGUGAGUUGAUUCGCUCUCACAGUGUGAAGAACAGGCACUUCAUAGGUAACACCAGUAUGGACGCUGGGUUGUCUUUUAUCAUGGCCAACCACGCCAGGGUCAAGGCUCACGACCUGGUCUACGACCCCUUCGUUGGGACUGGUAGCCUCCUGGUUGCAUGCUCUCAUUUUGGUGCAUAUGUCUGUGGAACGGAUAUUGAUUACAACACCAUCCAUGGGAUAGGAAAAGCGAGUCGUAAGAACCAGAAGUGGAGGGGUCCAGAUGAGAACAUCAGAGCCAACCUGCGUCAGUACGGCUCAGAGAAGCUGUAUGUGGACGUCCUUGUGUCUGACGCCUCCAAGCCUAUCUGGAGGGACGGAGUGCUCUUUGACGCCAUCAUCACUGACCCCCCGUAUGGGAUUCGGGAGUCAACCAGGAGAACAGGCUCUCAGAAGGACAGUGUGAAGCCAUCUGAAGACUACAUUGGAGACAGCCAUGUCCCCGUUUCCAUGGCCUACCACCUGAGUGAUAUAUUCACUGACCUGUUAAACUUCUCAGCUCAACACCUGGUCAUCGGAGGGCGGCUAGUCUACUGGCUACCAAUCUACAGGCCAGAGUACUGUGAAGAGAUGGUGCCCCUGAAUGCCUGUCUCAGACUGGUCAGUAACUGUGAACAGACCCUUUCCAGCCACACCUCCAGACGUCUCAUCACCAUGGAGAAGAUCAAGGAACCAGAGGAGACAGAUGCGCUGGCCCACCUGUCAGACCCUCACUUUAGCCCGUACCAAGGCCACAACGCCUUCAGGGAAAAGUACUUCAGCGGCAUCAGCAAGAGGACAUUGACAGGAAAGGAGGAGACCAACAAGAUGGCCGCCAACGGUGGGGAGUGAUGUAAGGAUCACAGGAUGGCCCAAUUCCAAAUGGACCCCUAAGCCAGUAUGCAAUUCUGCAGAGGAUCUGAAAGGUGCAAUCAAUAUGGUAAUAACUCCACCUUGCUGUUUGAUAGGCUAGAUGGAAGUUUCACCAUAUUGCAUAUACAAAUCGAAUUCUCACAGAUCUGCACAAGUGCAUUAGCUGAAGGUUCUAGGGCUCCAUUUAGGAUUGGGCCGAUACCUGCCUAUGGUUUACAAUGGACUCCAUGGGGACAUAGGGCUCCCUGUUUUAAAUCAAAUUUUCUAUUCAAAUAUGUUUUUUAUUAUUUGAUGUUUAUUGCCCUUUGUGUAAUAAUGAAUGUGAAUUGUGAACGAAUAAACACCAUUUUAAAAUGUAUUUAUUUAUUGGAGGCAGGAGAUUUAAGGGCUCUCAAUUUCCUAUAUCUUUCUGUGUUAUGUUUUGUUUUAUCCCAGCAAGCACAUUAUCAGAUUUGAUUCAAGAGGGCACUAAGUGUCCAGAGAACUGUUAAAGGGCUUUACUUUCAGGCAGCUGUAUCCAUGUACCAGAGGGCAUUUGGAUAACAGUUUCACAGUAUCCCUGCAAGAUUCCAGACGAGACAAGGGACAAACUUGUUCCUCACAAGUCUUUUCUCAAGCUUUUCUAUCCGGACAUUUAAAGAAACUAACGGUUCCUUAUUGUAAAGACACAAAUACUGGAUUAUUUUAUUUUAUUUUAUUUGAAUAAGUUUCUGAAGUGCCAGCCAUGGUUCGUUUGUUGUUUUGCCAUCACUUUCAGUGAAGGUGUUGUUUAUCUAACGUUGACUCUGAGAAGUGAUGCCAUCAUCUUGGCCACCCUGCACGGUGCAAGCCUGGGGGGGGGGGUGUGUGUGACUGAAGGAAAUACUUUUGUGGAGGGGGCUGUCUAUAAAGGAUGCCAUUUGGGACGCAGCCUGUAUCAUACCAGUCUACCUUUGACAAUGUGGCUAGAGUGAGAAGCAACCUAACUGUCUGUAGUUUCUGACAGAAAUCUAGACUGCACCGCUGAAUCAGGGAGGAAUAACUUUUUAGUUAAUUUUACCUAGCCGCAGCGAUCAGGCUGGUUCCCCCUGGCUUAAUGUGUUACCUGCUAAUUUGUCAAAUCUGAUUGACCUCUUUCAGUGGGUUACCAUCAUAAAAUAAUACAAAGUUAUUACAGGGUUUUUAUGAUCAUGAAAAGUCCAUUUCAAAAUGGUGUUUCCCAGGCCUGGAAAAGUCAUGGAACUGUAUUUAAUAAUUUGUUAAUUUAAUUUAUUUAGGCACAGUUUUUACAUAUUUGAUCAAUCAAAUAAAAAUAUCUGCAUAUCAGCCAG